GGGUGCGUACGUAACGUGCGUGCGUGAGAGCAGCCGCAGCAGCCGCGCGCGGACGGUUCGCUCUCGCCCGUUAGCGCCUGUGCCGCCGUCGCCGCUGCCGUCGCCGCUGCCGCCGCCUCGUGCCCCUCCGCGCCUCGCGCCCCGUUCGCCACCGCCAUGUCCCGCUACCUGCGCCCGCCCAACACGUCCCUGUUCGUGAGGAAUGUGGCCGACGACACCAGGUGUGUGUCUGAAGACUUGCGCCGGGAAUUUGGUCGUUAUGGUCCCAUAGUUGAUGUGUAUGUGCCACUUGAUUUCUACACUCGUCGUCCAAGAGGAUUUGCUUACGUUCAAUUUGAAGAUGUUCGUGAUGCUGAAGAUGCUCUGCAUAAUUUGGACCGAAAAUGGAUUUGUGGACGUCAAAUAGAAAUCCAGUUUGCACAAGGGGAUCGCAAAACACCAAAUCAAAUGAAAGCCAAGGAAGGGAGAAAUGUAUACAGCUCCUCUCGCUACGAUGACUAUGACAGAUAUAGGCGAUCCAGAAGCCGAAGUUAUGAAAGGAGGAGGUCUAGGAGUCGUUCUUUUGAUUACAACUACAGAAGAUCUUAUAGUCCUAGAAACAGUAGACCUACUGGAAGACCACGCCGUAGCAGAAGCCAUUCAGACAAUGAUAGAUUCAAACACCGAAACCGGUCUUUUUCGAGGUCUAAAUCCAAUUCAAGAUCACGAUCCAAGUCCCAGCCCAAGAAAGAAAUGAAGGCUAAAUCACGUUCUAGGUCUGCAUCUCACACCAAAACUAGAGGCACUUCUAAAACAGAUUCCAAAACACAUUAUAAGUCAGGCUCAAGAUACGAAAAGGAAUCAAGGAAAAAAGAACCAGCCAGAUCCAAAUCCCAGUCAAGAUCACAGUCUAGGUCUAGGUCAAAAUCUAGAUCGAGGUCCUGGACUAGUCCAAAGUCCAGUGGCCACUAAGCAUAACCAUAAUGUUUUUAGGCAUGUAUCAUUCAUUUACUCUUAGUUCAGUUUACUAAAUUAUCAGGAAUACAAUGUUGCAACAGUGCUUUUUAAAAAAAAGACAAAAAAAAUCCCCCAAAACUUUUACUUUUGUCAGUUUUCCCUGUAGCAGGCAAUGGUUAUUAUAAUUAAAAUGAUAUACUGUUGAGAAGCCACUCUUAAGAGUCCAGUUUGUUAAAUGUCAUGGGCAGCUACCAAUUUGAUUGUGGUGUCUCUGUAUAUUUUUGUAAAGAUUCUCUUUUUUUAUGCUUGAAAUAUUGGUAAAAAGUUGUUAGUUGACCAUAAUUUGCAACAUUGUCCUAUUAGAAAUAAAGUUCAUAUCCAUGAAGCAAAAAUGGUUAUCAAUUUGACAGAACAUCUGUUUAAGUUAGAAAGUUAGGUUGUUCCUUAAAACAUAACAAAAUGGAAAACUAGCCACAGUAGAACACUGACUACUCUGGCAUUUCAGGUUUACAGUGGACCUUGGGGGGAGGGGAGGGUUUGAGACUUCUGUGGCUAUAACAUUCAUUGGUACAUGGAGCAGUGUGGUGUUAAGGUUUUCUUGUCAGCUGAACCAUCUCAGGUAGAUGGUACCCACAGAAGAGGAGAUAGUUGGGGAGUCUUCAGGGAGAUUGAGUAAUUAGUCUUUUGGACUAGAGCAGAGACUACUUUUUCCUGGUUUCUGAAUAUUUUGAAAAAUGAAAACAUCUGUAAUGUUAGCUAAAAUUUGAGGUCAUGAUAGUAGCAGAAAUAUUUUUAGGAAAAAUGUGUGCAGUUUUUGUAGCUAUUCUGAAUUUUAGAGAGCUGUUAACCAUAAUAUUGCUUAGUUUUCUUACUACUGUUAGAGGCAAGUAAAUUGUUUCAAAGUAGGUUUGGGGUGUGUGUAUGUGUGUGUGUGUACGUAUGUAAGUAUGUGUGCAUAGUGUUUUAAGAACUCAAUUUUGAUGCCAAUGACGUUCGGUUGUUGUGUUCAUUUGUAUCCGAAUCUGCCCACCUCUUCCUGAGGGAGGCUUCUUCUUUAUACUUCACUUUAGUGAGGCAAGUUUCACUGAUAAUACCCCUAAGAUCGAAUGUUAUUUUGUUGCCAUAAAAUGGAAACUAAUUAGAGGCAAAGGAGGCUUUAGAGUUAAACAAAAGCUGCAUUCUCCAGGUUUUUCGUUGAUCUUACAUGCAGUACUCAGCUAUAAACAAAUGUGAACACGGUACCAGACCGUUAUGUGAUUUCAAGUAUUUCUCGGAAAGGCGAGUAGUUUUGUUUGCAAACAAAUGUGGCUUUUGACAUGGUCCAGCCUCAUUUCAGUACAACCUUGGAUUGCUUGUUAAAUAUAAGCAUAAGAGAUGUUGGUGGGGAAAAGUCCUUUUGGAGACCUACUGUAUUCUGUCUUGGUUUUAGUUAUCUAGGCCAGUCCUGGGGAAAAAAAAAAAGAUGGUUUUAAAAUAUGUUUAUGGAACAUACUUAAGGAAUUGAUUCUAGAGCCUUUGUAUAUUUGAUAGUCUUUCUAACUUUUAUUUCUUUACUGUUUGCAGUUAAUGUUCAUGUUCUGCUAUGCAAUCAUUUAUAUGCACGUUUCUUUAAUUUUGUAGACUUUCCUGGAUGUAUAGUUUCAAAACAACGAAAAGACUAUUUAAAACUGUAGCAAUAGCUGGCAGUUCUAGCAAAGAGGAAAGUUGUGGGGUUAAACUUUGUAUUUGCUUUCUUAUAGAAGCUUCUAAAAAGGUAUUUUUAUAUGUUCUUUUUAACAAAUAUUGUGUACAACCUUUAAAAACAUCAAUGUUUGGAUCAAAACAAAAAGACCCAGCUUAUUUUCUGCUUGCUGUAAAUUAAGCAAACAAUGCUAUAAUAAAAACAAAAUGAAGGACAUCAUGACCAACUGGAAUUAUUACAGUUUUAAGCCAUGAUUCUGUAAUAGAAGCUUCUUUUUAAAAAUCAUACCAUGGUGAAAUGGGCUUGGUAAUGAGUGUCUGUUAACCAUAGCUCCUUUUGAUUUUGAAUGUGACAGACUAAAAAGGAUACAUCUCUUGAUUGGUACCUUGACAUUACCUUAAGCAACAGUGUAUUUCAUAGUUAUUACAUGAAUACACAUUGUCUUCUCAAACCACUUUGUUGUCACCUAUUAGAUCUGGAAGGGAACCGAAAACCAAGCUAGUGAAGUGACUCCUUUUAGAGAAAAGGAAACUGAGGCCCUGAAAAAUGAUUGCACAGAGUCACACAGCUAAGUAGGUGAUAGAGCUGGACAAGAGAAGGUAUGGCCUUUUAUAAAAGUCCAUCGUGCCUUCUACUCUCCCACCUAUCCUGCUUCUCAUUCACCAUGGCUUCAUUAUUUUAACAAGACUGUGUUCUCCCAUUGUCAGACAUACCCUUCUCAUAAAAGUAGAGCAAACCUCAUUGAAAGUAAGUCUUGAUCCUUAUCCCUUUCAAAUUCACCAGCCUUACUGGCCCUCUCUGCCCUGGAACUUGGCCUUGGAAUGUCCAUCACAAAUGAUUUUUCCCUUUGUGGUCCUUCUAGUAAACUAUGAGAUAAUGGGUUAGAAUGGCUGGGCCCUCCCUUUUAGAACAUCUGGCUUUCUUCCCAAAUAAUGAGUAUCUUUAAUUUUUUUACAAAGAUGCAUCGAAAGAAACAUCUGGGUGCUUUGAUUAUAAUUGAACUCAUAGUUGUUGUGAGUCAGGGCUAUUACUUCAGCUUAUUAUUUCCUAGAAUUGUAAACACUCCUUUGGUGUUGCCUGUUCAACAGUUGAACGAUUAGUGAUAUUUAUAUGUAUGUCUUUGAAGGGAAUCGCACUUGGUAGUGAUUAAGUACUAAAUUCUAUAGUACAACCAAAAAAAGGAUUUGGUUUCCUCUUAUCUGAGGCCAUAUGUCUUCAUCUGGGAUCCCCUGAAACCCUUAUUUUAUCCAUACAUUCCAUUGUUAUGUGCUUCCCUCUUAAGUAUAGCUCCACCCACACUCCUGAAGACAAAGGCAAAACACAGAAGUAGUUAGAAUGUUAGUCAUUUAAAAGUUGGUUAAAUUCCAUUUUAAGUUAGGAAUCCUAUGUUGCUUGAGUUUUCCUGUCACUUCAUUAUAUAGAAAGUGGUAGUGGCAGUGGGAUCUUUGGCUUUGAAUAGUUUUCUUGCUUUAUUAAAGCUAAAAUAAAGAAUAAUGAUUUUGGAGAGUUAGCCUUAGCCACUUAAAAUUUUCAACCAGAAGAGAUAAUUUAAUAGUCGCAAUCUUUUACAGAAUUAAGACUCCUUAAUGUCAAGAAAAAAUUUACAGCAUUCCACUUGAUAGCAAUUGUACUUGGAAUCUGUUAAUGGAGAAAAUAUGUCAACCUACAGCUACUAUGAAUACAAGUAAUUUGUAUCUUAUUAAUCAAUGCAUCUGUAUAAUCAGGAAAAUGGUGGUGCACUUGUGUUAGAAGGUUUGGUAUGUUUUGAAAAUUUCUAAGUCGCAGGGUUAGAUGAAAAAAAAAACCAAAGUCUCCAAGCCAAAGAAAAUAGGUUUAUUGAGAGAGGGAUCCUGUCUCACAAUAAAGCCAGCCUCAGGUCUAGGACUUAAAGACCCCAAGUCUCAGGGUCCACAGAUAUUUCUACACAAUAACUCUUCUCACAAAUUAAACAGAACCCAACUGGUACAUGUAACAAUAAGUAUGAAAUAGAAAGAAUGAAACCAUUAGUCUUUCAUCAGCCAAGUUGUAAACCCGUUGAUUUCAUUUUUCCAUGUAAGAUAAUGUCUCCUUGGUUGCUGACCAUGAAGGUGGAAACCACUAGUUUUGAACCAGAUGAUUGCAAGAAUAGAUGAGUGUCAGUUAGACGGUUUCUUAGACCUGAUGGCAAUAUAGCAUUUGAAUUUGCUCUACUAGUAUCUGUCUUCCUUCAUUAUUUGCUUAAGCUACUAAAGAAUACCUAAACAUGUUAAAUUGCAGUUUGUAGUCUAUAAACUGAUUAUUAUCAUAGUUAAAUCACAUAUCUAAGGGGUGGGGGAAAAUCUCACAGGUGUAUAAAAAGUCCUUUGUUUAUUGCGUGGGGUUACGAUAAUCAAGAUCAAAUAUGUUUCCAUGCCUCACAACUUUGGAACCGCUGAUGUAAGGAAGGUUUUUCAUUUUUAUAGAGGGGGAAACUGAGGCCCGGUUAAGUUAGAUUGUGGUAUAACUGUUGUUGGGGGCCAUGUAUCAUCCUGGUUCCCAGGCCAGCGUUCUGUCCACUGUCUUCAUGAGAAUUUUUGAGGUUUUUGGUUUUGUUUAACUGAAAAGCUUUGUAGCUUAUAAAAUUUAGAAGAAAACUCUAUAGCUAAGUAUCAACAAAAAAAGCUUCAUUCUUAUGGGUCAAUAAAAUUGAUUUUAUUAAUGACUCAGAUAUAUAGGUCCCUAGUUAAAAAUGAAUUCGGGUGCUUUCCUCACAGCAACAACAAAAUAGUAAUAUGAGAAAUAAGGUUCAGAUGCGAUCAGUUUUUCAAACCAUAUACUGGCAAAUGUGAAUUUCUGUGUCUCUAAACAAACAAAAAAAAAUUAACCCAGAAUAGUCUAAUUUCCUGUGCUCCUUAGUCGGUUUCAGCAGCAGUGCAAUUUUUAUCUAUUCCCCUCUUAAUAUACAGGAUUUAUUGCAUAGAAGAAGGGCUGAAGGCCUAGGGCUUUGUACUGUCUCUCUCGGUGGUGGGAUGAACACAACUUAACUAUGAAUCCUGUUUCUCCUUCCAUUUUUAUAGGCUAUAAGGCUGGAAGAAACUUUAGAUAUCUCAGUGUCACUUAUUUUACAUAUGUUAAAAACAGGUUUGAAUUAUAUAUCCAAGACCACAGAAUAAAGAAGACAUUUGGGGUUCAGAUUUUGGUUCUCUGAUUCCAAAAUUCCAUGUAUAUGAUUACACUGUCUCCUAGGGUUUCUUUAAUACCCUUCCAAAUAAAUGUCAAAAAUAAUAGUGCACUGCUUUUCUCUAGACAAGACAGUACCGGUGAGAAAACAAAUCCAGAAGGAAAAAGAUUUUGUCACAUAAGAGGUGGAUCCAGUGAAAUUGAAGUUUCUAUACAUUUAGAUUGAUCAUCUUCUAAUUGUGUUAAAAGUUUUAAGGGUGGAGAUUGCAUACUCUUUGUGAGUAGAUUGGUUUAAUUAAUAAUCAAUACAAUUUCUUCAUUCAGUACUUCAGAAAAAUCAAUGGAUGGUACUAACUCUUUAACUCUAGGUAUUUUAGAAGUGUUUUUCCUUAGUACAACCCUAGAUAGAUAAUGUAAAUAUCCUUUUUUUAUAAAUGGGGAAACUAAAGCUCUGACAGGUAAGUAAUUUAGCCAUGGACACAGCUUAUGUCGGGAGGUAGAAUUUUACUUGUCUGCCUGACUCCCAAGACCAGCAUUUUUCACUGUCCCGUGGCUAUCCAUAGAGCUGUAUUGUGAAUAAAUUCUGGUUCCUGUGUCAAAAUAGGGGUCAAGGAGUGUUGCAGUGCGGAGAAUAAUCCAUCCCAGUUGAAUGUAGUGCAACUUCUGGGAAGAAAGUGUAGAAGAAACCAGAGGGUGCUGAGGGCAGGAGCAAAUCUAAACUGGGUGACCUCUGAGAAAGCAGAGCAUCAAAAGGUGUACGACUGGAAUGAGACUGACCAUUGUGGAACAGCCCUUCCACAUUUAAAGGGACAAAGGUCCCUUUGUGGUACACUUAUACUAGGCAAACUUUCAAAAGAAAAAAAGGCAGCAAACAAAAGAGAGUGAGCCUGGGACAAGGCCUGAAACCCAAAGGCACUAGAAAUAGAAAGGUGGACUAGUGAGGAAUUGGAUACAUAAUGCUCAGGUGUUGGCAUCUAAUCCAAAGUCCAGUCACCCUGUCCUAGUUACAGCUUUGCACCUUUUGUGAGCUAACCUCACUGAAAAAAUCUGUAUAACUUUAAAAUUUACAAAGCACUUGCCACACAACAACUCUGUGC
Messenger RNA from Dromiciops gliroides (monito del monte), 6852 nucleotides. It is a transcript of the gene SRSF10, whose product is annotated as serine and arginine rich splicing factor 10. The record is from RefSeq and is a predicted model, not a curated record. Bases 157 to 951 code for a protein of 264 amino acids. The transcript is spliced from 6 exons. Lineage: Eukaryota; Metazoa; Chordata; Mammalia; Microbiotheria; Microbiotheriidae. Gene Ontology annotation, molecular function: RNA binding.